Prunus dulcis (almond) is the source of this 471-nucleotide messenger RNA. RefSeq lists its product as uncharacterized. NCBI's taxonomy places the organism in Eukaryota, Viridiplantae, Streptophyta, Magnoliopsida, Rosales, Rosaceae. The coding region runs from base 1 to 471 and encodes 156 amino acids. The record is from RefSeq and is a predicted model, not a curated record. The transcript has a single exon.
AUGAAGCAUUUGGAAAUUGUGCUGAAGACUCUGAGGAGGAGGCAGUUGUAUGCGAAAUUCAGCAAGUGUCAGUUCUGGUUGGACAGAGUUAGUUUCUUGGGGCAUGUGAUCUCUGCAGAGGGUAUUUAUGUAGAUCCCCAGAAGAUUGAGGCAGUAGUGAACUGGCUACGACCAACCAGUGUUACUGAGGUACGGAGUUUCCUUGAGUUAGCCGGGUAUUAUCGUCGCUUCGUGGAAGGUUUGUCUGUAAUAGCGGCGCCUCUCACUCGUUUGACAAGAAAAGGAGUUAAGUUUGAAUGGUCAGACGAGUGUGAGAAGAGCUUUAAUGAACUCAAGACCAGGUUAACCAUCGCUCCGGUUUUGACACUUCCAGAUGAUAGUGGGAAUUUCGUUAUCUACAGUGAUGCAUCCAACAAGGACUUGGUUGUGUUAGAUGCUGGUUGGGUAGGAUUCCAGAAAUUCCAAGCGUAG